AUGCUGGCUGCAGGGGCACUGCUCAUAAGCCUGAGCAUACUAACUGUCCAUGGAAAUGAUCCGACAGUGGAUGUCUUGUACGUGGACUAUGAAGACUACACCACAGAAGCCCCUAAUUUUAUUUUUGAUGUAAACGACUGGUUGUUCGACCUGCUGGACGAGUCCAAUGUUUGUGAUCCAAACCCUUGCUUCAAUGGUGGCUCAUGCCAAGUCAAAUCCGACACAGAGUUCCAAUGUUUAUGUAUUGAGCCGUACAUAGGCAAGAGGUGCCAAAAAGUCAGAAACAUUUGUCAAAAUGUCAGAUGUGGUCGUGGCGAUUGCGUCGUCAACCUAAAUAAACACCCGUUUUACGAGUGCAAGUGCAAACCGCCGUUCCAAGGACCGAACUGCAUGUCACUGCCAAAGUCACCCUGUGACCCCAAUCCUUGCCAGAAUGGAGGUUCUUGUAUAAGAGGGAGACGUCGUUUCCGCUGUGCUUGUCCUGAUGGAUAUACUGGGAGGUUCUGUGGAACUGCUCCCACUGACUGUUAUGAAGGAAAUGGAGAGACAUACAGGGGUGUCGUCAGUAUGACAGAAGAAGGCGUGGAGUGUCUGGACUGGCAUUCCUCUUUCAUUAUGUUAAACGGAGAAGAUCCUUUCAGGGUGUACUCAGACUUCACCGGACUGGAAUACAACAAUCAUUGCAGGAACCCAGAUGGGGAUAACAAGCCUUGGUGUUUUAUCAAAAAGAAAGACAAACUGCAGUGGGACUACUGCAAAGUCAAGCGAUGCUCUGAAGCCACUCCACCAACAACAGUGAUACCAGAGCCAGGCUCUUCCCAAUUCUCCCAAUGUGGAAUAUCCCAGCAAUCUCGUACUAGCAGGAUUUUUGGGGGCAGCAAGUCUUUCCCCGGCACCCACCCCUGGCAGGUGUCGGUGCAGACCAGACCCAGUGGCUCAUCCAAUCAGUUUCGCCACAUUUGCGGUGGGAUCCUCCUCAAAUCCUGCUGGGUCCUCACCGCUGCCCACUGUGUCGAACCUGCUACUGAAUUCCAAGUGGUGUUGGGAGGAGUGAAUGUAGACAAACAAGAGGAAAUGGACCAGACCAUUCCAGUAAUAGAAACAUUUGUUCAUGAGAACUACAGGGAGACUCCUUCAGCACUUUACAAUGACAUUGCUCUGCUUAAACUCAAAGUUACGGACAAUCCUUAUUGUGCUAAGGAAACUCACUUUGUGAAGACAGUGUGUCUACCAGACCAGACCUUCCCAGCUGGAAAGCAGUGCGUGAUCUCUGGAUGGGGUGCAACCGAAACCCAGGACUACAGCAGCCAGCUUUUGAAUGCUCGCGUUUUGCUGAUUUCUGAAGAGCGAUGCAAAACUCCUCUCGUCUAUGGAAACCUACUGGACAACAGCAUGCUGUGUGCAGGGACUUUGCAGGGGGGCAUCGACUCGUGUCAGGGUGACUCAGGUGGCCCAUUGGUGUGUGAGCAAAAUGGAACACACUACAUCACUGGUGUGGUGAGCUGGGGCCACGGCUGUGGUGAAAAGAACAAGCCUGGUGUCUACGCCAAUGUCCACACAUUCAUCAACUGGAUCAAGAGCAAGAUCAACUGA
Messenger RNA from Toxotes jaculatrix (banded archerfish), 1593 nucleotides. Its product is annotated as hyaluronan-binding protein 2-like. Lineage: Eukaryota; Metazoa; Chordata; Actinopteri; Toxotidae. Gene Ontology annotation, biological process: proteolysis; blood coagulation. The transcript is spliced from 13 exons. Gene Ontology annotation, molecular function: serine-type endopeptidase activity; calcium ion binding. The record is from RefSeq and is a predicted model, not a curated record. Bases 1 to 1593 code for a protein of 530 amino acids.